Loxodonta africana (African savanna elephant) is the source of this 14903-nucleotide messenger RNA. RefSeq names its product SEC31 homolog B, COPII coat complex component (gene SEC31B). The record is from RefSeq and is a predicted model, not a curated record. Gene Ontology annotation, molecular function: structural molecule activity; protein binding. Gene Ontology annotation, cellular component: COPII vesicle coat; endoplasmic reticulum exit site. Gene Ontology annotation, biological process: endoplasmic reticulum to Golgi vesicle-mediated transport; COPII-coated vesicle cargo loading; intracellular protein transport. NCBI's taxonomy places the organism in Eukaryota, Metazoa, Chordata, Mammalia, Proboscidea, Elephantidae.
GUAACCACAAGAAGAUAUUCAUUUGUUAAUUUUGCUGGGACUCUGAAGGUAGCUGAAGGUUCCAGGUGUGUAGCAGGUGGGAAGGUAGUGCAGCAGGGUCAAGGAAAAAGGAAGAUAGGUUCCGGACUUCCCAAGUUGGAACAAGAUUUAGUUCCCAUUAAAAACCUUUUUAACAAUGGUUUAAAAAAAAAAAGGCAUUUCAAGUACAUUAUAGGGUAAAUGGGGCCCUGGUAGUGCAGUGGUUAAGCGAUUGGCUGCUAACCAAAAGGUCAGCAGUUAGAAUCCUCCAGCUGCUCCUUGGAAACCCUAUGGGUUAGUUCUACUCUGUCCUAUAGGGUCGCUAGGAGUCAGAAGCAACUUGAUGGCAACUGGUUUGGUUUAGUUUUAUAGGGUAAAUAGAAGUUUUUGGACUGGCCUAAGGCUGUGACUGUCUCUGAUCUUCUUUGUGUUAUAAGAAUAUAUAUUCUUUAUUCCAAAGCAACUUCUGAACCAUAACUUAAUAAGUUGAAUUAGAGGACAGUUCAGUGAGUUAUUAUUGAAUCUAUGCAUAGUCUUCAUUACCUUGAUGAUUGACCCAAGCUCUGAUAAUAGCCUUAGAAAGAACCCAACCAAAAACCCAUUGCAUUCAAGUUGAUUUCAACUCAUAGCAACCCUAUAGGACAGGGUAGAGCUACCACUUAGGGUUUCCAAGGCUGUAAUCUUUAUGGAAGCCAACUGCCACAUCAAGUGGCUGGUGGGUUUGAACUGCUGAUCUUUGGCUUGGCAGCGGAGUGCUUAACCACUGUACCACCAGGACAGAGACAGAGGGCUCCUUUAGAAAGAACAAAACCCUGUUUUUGAGAGUCUACCUCAGAAAAACCCACUGCCAUCGAGAUUCCGACUCAGUGAUCCUAUAGGACAGAGUAUAACUGCCCCAUAGCGUUUCCAAGGACCGCCUGGUGGAUUCGAACUGCAGACCUUUUGGUUAGCGGUGGCUUUUGACCACUACACCACCAGGGUUUCGUCAACCUCAUAGCAUCUGUUUAUAAGUGAACCAACCCAUGUUCUUUUUGUCCCUUUGGGGGACAUUUUUUAAAGUUAUACUGCUUGAAAACCUACCCCAUAAGGAAAAAAAAAGGCAUUAGACACGCAUUCAGUGUGGUCUAUUGAAGCAAGUCCAUUCAAGUUAGAGGGUGGGCCUUUUAGUGGUUGUCCAGGCAGUGAAAGAGACCUUCGUGAAAUCAGGGAGUGUGUGCUUAUACUGAAACACCUGUCUUUAAAGGUCACCACUACCUGUCUUCACUCUCUGUCCUCUAUAGUAUUUGAUAAUCAUUUAUUUAACAAGCGUCUGUGUGCCUAAUAUAUAUCAAGACUCUGAGAGGCCUUGGGGAUAUAAAGUUGAACAAGACAACAUAACUGCCUUCAAGUAGUUACCUAGAAGAGGAGGCCAGUAGUUAUAAAAAAAAGACAAGAGAUGCAAGUUGAGAGGAGAAUACUUUUUUAAAAAAAACCAUGUCCUGCUUGAAACUAUACCUUUGGUUCAAAUUUCGCUUGGAACACUCCAUCGCUGGCUCUUCUGCCUUGUUCCGUAAAUCUAGGUGUUGCAGAAGGUUCAGUUUUCAGCUCUCUCUCUACUUUCUCUUGGUAUCAUCCAUUGUUAUGGUGCUAAGAAGUUCAAGAAAUACUUGUUGAGUGCUUAAUAUGUGGGAAGAGUGGGGCAGGCACAAAUAAUACCCUAAAUUGUCUUCUGUCCUGACUGCAAAAUUCCCCUUGGGCAACACCAUGAGAUAAAUGACUCCCCAUCUUUAGAGGUAAAUUCAAGCAGGGAUACAGUAUAAUCCAUGCAUUUACCGGAAGUUCUAAAUCAAAUAACUUAGGUCUAAGAUCUGCACCUGCCUACAGGACACAUUUGGAAUUGCCACAAUUUCCUCAACACAAAAAAUAAACAUAAGAUUUCUUCACCUCUACUCCUCACUUCAAGUUCUCUAGUUCUGUUAACAGCUGUACUGUUUUUAUAGUCUCCCAGGCUGAAGGCCAUAAUAAUUUUCCACCGCCUUGGAAGUCCUAUGGGACAGCUCUACUCUGUCCUACAGGGUUGCUAUGAGUUGGUAUCAACUUGAUGGCAGUGGGUUUGUUUGGUUUUUUGGACCCUCACCAGUUUCAAGAGCCUGUCCAGCUGUCCUUUACAGUUAUUAUCACUAUGUUCAUGCAGGCUUUCAUCCUGGUAUUUGCAUUGUUCUGUUAAGCCUCCUACUUUGAGUCCCUGCCUCCAGCUCUGCUCUCCAAGAGGAUCCACACUGCAGGUCUCAAAAUAUAAUCAUCUUAUUGCAUCCCUACACAUAAGUUUCAGUAACUCCAAAUUACCUGCAGAGUUACAUUGGUAUUCCACAAUCCGCAGCCAGUCCAUUCUCCCAACCACAGCCUGUUUUGUUCAAGGUAUGGGGCAUGCCGGGACGCUUAUUAGUUGGGUGGGCCCCUUCCGUGCCGGAACACCACCUGGCUUCUCACAGCUCCAAGGAGCAACACCUGUCUUACAUUCCUGAAGGUGUUCUAGAAAGCCCCUGGUUCACAGUAAUCUGGCCCUCCGCAUACCUGUAGCUCUUAAUUCAGUUACACCAACAACUUUAGGGUAUCAGUUAUUGCUGGGCUGCAGUGUGUCACUCACUGCCACUUAUUUGUGGCCUCGUUUGCUUUUUACCUUUUCAUCAAAGUGGAUUGCACCGAGAGCUCCUGGGGCUUGGGCCAGGUCCUCUCCCGCUUCAGUAAGUGCAUAAUUGAAUUAGUGUGUUCUCUUUUCAGAGGCUGCCUCACCCUACCCCCAGCCUGGCUCAAACUGAACAGACCAGAGUUUACUAGUAGCAGAAUCUGACCCCCUGCGCCAGAACUGCGCAGUCACAGGCCAGUUGAGGCAGGCUUGAUAAAUACCCAAAAUGCUAUGAGAACACGUUCUCCAUCGCGCAGUCCGAGUCCUCCGCUAGCUUUUCUCCGCGGCGCGCGUGGGCGGUGGUGGCCCUCCAGCUAGGGCCACUUUUGGCCCUUCGCAGCUGCCGUCCACAGUGCUCCGCUGAGCCCGAAAGCCCUUAGAGAGGGCCGGCAACGUCUGGCCGCACCUGAGCCCUGACUUGGGCUCCCUCCGCGCAGGCUCUUUGUCCCGGCUUAUCUAGGGGCUCUGAGGCGCGGAGAGCAAAGGCCCGGGCCUGGGCGGAGACCGUGCUGGGGAACCAGAGCGCCGCUUCUCCCUCCGGAGAGUGUGGGGGGGAGCGCGCCCUCCGUCGAGACCCCUGCCCGUGGGGUCCCGCCCUCGGGGCUCACGGCCGGUACGCCGCUCAGAGGCCCCUACUACGGCUGCCUUUGCAUUGGAUCCAGCUGCACUCCGCCUGCCGCGCCGGGGUCCCCGAGCCUGGCGAGGGUUUCUCUUCAGCGCUGCCCGAGUGCGCCCCUGGCCAUGAGCUGGAUCGGGAGCCCGCCCCGAGUCUCUGCGUCCCGGUUUCGCGGGAAGGCCUGUCAUUACUGACCCUGGUGUGCCGCGCUAUAGGGAGAAGCGGACUUUGAAGGGCAGCUGGCGCCCUCUUUCCCUGCCAGAGUCUGUUCACCUCUUGGCGGAAUGGUUAUAGCUGUGCCCCCGCCCGCGGCCCAGCCGCUGCCACUUCUUGGCUUUAUGACCCCAGCGGGGCCCUUUUAGCAGGAAUGCCGCUGAGCAAAAUGAAUUAAGGGUCCGUCUUCUCAAUUCCCAGACUGUCACGAAUUUGAACACUUUAUGGAGUUGUUUAAGCUAGUAUAAUGGUUAAAAGGACGGGCGCUUGGGGCUGAUUGGGGUUCAUAUCACAGCCUAGUCGAUUUCCUUCUCUAAAACUGGGAUAAUAAUAGUACUUACCUUAUAGAGCUAUUGUGAGAAUUAAAUGAAAUAAUAUAGUUCAAAUGCACAGAGCGAAUCGCAGCUCUUACUUUUGUGGUUAGGGCUUCUUUCCCCAGGAAGGAGUCCUGGUGGCGCAGUGGUAAAAGUGCUCGGCUGCUUACCGACAGGCAGUUCGACUUGACGGUAGUGGAUUUGGUUUUGUUUUUUCCCCCCACAAACGUGAAAAUGGCUGUGUUGGCUGUGACCAGCAGAUGGCACUGGUGACUGUAGAGUGUGGUGUGCAGUUCGUCAUAGGAUACGUGAUGUGUCCUCACGUCUUCGGCGGCCCCGUGGAAAGCUUGGCUUAAUUGGCAGCCUUAAACUUCCUUCACGCUGGAAAGCACCUUAGAGAUUAAGUAAUACUACUUUCUAUUUGUGUGGCUGAGACUGACCUAUGGUUUGCUCAAGCAGGUCCCAGUGGGUCCCAUGUUUCCUUCCUCAAAUUCAGUGUUACUUUUUUUUUUUUAAUUUUUAAUCUUUCUGCCACUUUGGGAGCUUAUUGGAAUGGAACCUUGCAUUACAUUAGAUUGGAUAUGGAUGGCUGCAUUCAUCCAACAAAUAUGUAUUAGGCACCUACUAUGUGCCACACAUUGUUCUAGACACUAGUUAUAACAUGAUGAACAAAGCAGACACAGUGCUACCUCUUAGGGAGCUUACAUAUUAGUGGGAGAAACCAACAUUGUAAAUGCAUACAUAAUUAUAAAUUGCUAAGAACAAAAAAAAUUGAGGCUGUUUUUGAAUGAGUGCUCAGAGAAGGCCUCUCUGAGGAGGUGAGAAGUUGAGCCCCGAAGGACAAGAUAAAGAGCCAGUCAUUCAGAGAACGAAGGGGAUAGAUAUACGUAUGUUGUGAAGUGCUGUCAAAUUGAUUUUUGACUUAUAGCAACCCUAUGUGACAAUAUAAUGAUAGGGCUUUCUAGGCUUUUCAGAGGGUUAAGUGCUACAGCUGCUAACCAAAAAGUCAGCAGUUCAAAUCCACCAGCUGCUCCUUGGAAAACCUUUGGGGCAGUUCUCUGUCCUACAGGGUUGCUAUGAGUUGGAAUUGACUUGAUGCCAAAGGAUUUGGUUUGGUUUUGGUUCUUAAUCUUUACAGGAAGCAGACUGGGUGGGUUUGAACUACCAAUUUUUGGUUAGCAGUCUGACGUUUAACCACUGCACCACCAGGGCUCCUUAGGUAUUGGUAUAGGGAGCAGCAUUUGCAAAAUGGGGAAAGACCAGGAAAUGAAAAAAGGCUAGUGUGACAGGAGCAAAAUGAAUAAGGGGGAAAGUAAUGAGAGAUGAGGUUAGCAUGGUAGGCUGGAGCCUUUGGGCAGGGCUGUGGUAAGAAGUUUGAACUUUAUCCUGAGUGUGAUGGAAGCCGUUGAAAGAUUUUAAGCAUGGGCAUGCCAAAAUCCUGUUUCUGAUUUUUAAAGUUUAUUUCUGCUGUUAUUUAGAGAAUGAGUGAGGAUGGCAGAGUAGCUAGGAGACAACCAGCUGGGAGACUAUUGUAAUAAUCCCAGUGAGAGAUGAUGGCAUCUUCAGGUAGGGUGGUGGCAGUGGAGAUGGAGAAAAGUUAAAGUAGACAGAUUAAAAUAUAUUUUCAAGGUAAAAUAUGGAGCAUUACUGAAGGUGUUCUAGAAAGCCCCUGGUUCACAGUAAUCUGGCCCUCCGCAUACCUAUAGCUCUUAAUUCAGUUAAAUCAACAACUUUAGGGCAUCAGGUAUUGCUGGGCUGCAGUGUGUCACUCACUGCCACUUAUUUGUUGCCUCGUUUGCUUUUUACCUUUUCAUCUAAGUGGAUUGCACCGAGAGCUCCUGAGGCUUGGGCCAGGUCUUCUCCUGCUUCAGUAAGUGGAUAAUUGAAUUAGUGCGUUCCCUUUUAGACAUCUUUGCUGUAUGCAAGUGGAGGUACUUAGUUAGCGAUUUUAUAUAAGAGCUUGGAGCUCCAGGAGAGAUUACUGUUGGUGAUAUAAAUUUUUGAGUCAUCAGCAUAUGGUUGAUAUUUAAAGCCAAAGGAAUGGAUGAGAUCACUGAUAUAUUAUUUGAUUUAAUGGUUGUCAUCACCAUUGGUCCUGUGGCAACCAAUGUGAUUGAAUAUCCUUUUGAGUUUAAAUAAUUAUAUUUUAGUAAUUGGGUAAAUGAGCUGUCUUUACAGAUCUACAAAUGGUCAUGUAUCUGUCACCCUGUGUUGUCCUGAAAUCCCCUAUCCUGUGGUGGAGAGAAAGAAACAAGAUCCUGAUCCUGUGUCCACAGAUGCUCCUCAAAUCUGACCGUUGAAUUUGCUGGUUUCUAUUUUCAGUGGGCUGAAGGCCAUGUUAGCUUUUUUUUUGCCACACACAGGACAGAUAAUGAAGCUGAAGGAACUUGAGCGACCAGCCAUCCAAGCGUGGAGCCCAGCUAGCCAGUACCCUAUGUAUCUGGCCACAGGUACAUCUGCCCAGCAGCUAGAUGCCACCUUUAGCACAAAGGGCAUAUUGGAAAUCUUUGAGGUUGAUUUCAGGGACCCGUCUCUGGACCUGAAAUGCAGGGGAGUCCUUUCUGCUUCCAGCAGGUUUCACAAGCUGAUCUGGGGGACCUUUGGCAAUGGGCUUCUGGAAGGCUCCGGGGUUAUUGCAGGCGGCGGGGACAAUGGCAUGCUUACCCUAUACAGUGUGACCCACAUCCUGUCUUCAGGGAAGGAGCCUGUGAUUGCCCAGAGACAGAAGCACACGGGGGCUGUCAGAGCCCUCGACUUUAAUCCCUUCCAGGGCAACCUCCUAGCCUCAGGGGCCAGCGAUUCUGAAAUCUUCAUUUGGGAUUUGAAUAACCUGAGUGUGCCAAUGACCCCAGGAUCUAAGUCACAGCAGCCCCCGGAAGACAUCAGGGCACUUUCUUGGAACCGGCAAGUCCAACACAUUCUGUCUUCUGCUCAUCCCAGUGGCAAGGCAGUUGUGUGGGAUCUCAGGAAGAAUGAACCCAUCAUCAAAGUCAGCGAUCACAGCAACAGGAUGGACUGCUCCGGCCUGGCCUGGCACCCAGACAUAGCCACUCAGUUGGUGCUGUGCUCAGAGGAUGAUCGUCUCCCAGUGAUCCAGCUGUGGGACUUGCGCUUUGCCUCCUCACCGCUGAUGGUACUGGAGAGCCACGGCAGGGGGAUCUUGUCAGUGUCAUGGAGCCAGGCUGACGCUGAGCUGCUGCUCAGUAGCGCCAAGGACAACCAGAUCUUUUGCUGGAAUCUGGGGAGCCGCGAGGUAGUAUAUAAGCUACCUACACAGAGCAGUUGGUGCUUUGAUGUGCAGUGGUGCCCUCGGGACCCUCCAGUGUUCUCUGCUGCCUCCUGUGACGGCUGGAUCAGUUUGUACUCUGUGAUGGGUAGAAGCUGGGAAGUUCAGCAGAUGAGACAGGCUGACAAGAUCUUCUCUUCCUUCAGCAAAGGCCAGCCUCUCCUGCCAUUGCAGGUGCCAGAGCAGGUAGCCCAAGCAAUGCUGCUAUCAUCCCUGAAAAAGCCCCCCAAAUGGCUGAGAAGGCCAGCAGGCGUUUCAUUUGCUUUUGGGGGGAAGCUGGUUACCUUUGGCCUCCCCAGCACCCCUGCCCAUCAGAUGCCACAGCCUCGCCCCCACCUAGUCUUCAUCAGUCAAGUAACCACAGAAUCUGAAUUCCUGUUGCGGUCAGCUGAGCUGCAGGCAGCCCUGAGAUCAGGAAAUCUCCUGAAUUAUUGUCAGAACAAGAUCCAGCACAUGUCACUGCAGAGGGAAGAGAUGCUCUGGCAGUUCCUGAAGGUGACUUUAGAGCAAGACUCCAGGAUGAAAUUCCUAAGCUAUUAAAAAAAAAAAAAAAAGCUAUUAGGAUACAGUAAAGAUGAGUUGCAGAAGAAGGUGGCCACAUGGUUGAAGAGUAACUUGGGGCUGAGUGAGAGCCCUCAGCCUGAGGGAAGUGACCUCAACAGUACCAGACAACAGACCUUCUGCAGCCAGGCCUCCAAAUGUACCACAGAGGAAGCUUCUGCCUCCUCAGCCUUCUUUGACGAACUGGUCCCUCAGGACAUGACUCCAUGGGAGAUUCCCAUCAGAGAAGACACUGAUGGACUCCUGAGCCAAGCUCUCCUGCUUGGGGAUCUGGGCCCUGCUGUGGAGCUGUGUCUGAAGGAGGAGCGCUUUGCCGAUGCUCUCAUCCUGGCCCAGGCUGGGGGUGCAGAUCUGCUGAAGCAAACACAGGAGUACUACCUGGCCAAGAGGAAAACCAGAAUUUCCUCGCUUCUAGCCUGUGUUGUGCAGAAGAAUUGGAAGGAUGUGGUGUGUGCCUGUAGCCUGCAGAACUGGAAGGAGGCGCUGGCCUUGCUAUUGACUAAAAGGCCAAAAGAAUUCCCUGAGCUCUGUGACAUGCUGGGAACUCGAAUGGAGCAGGAGGGUGGCAGGGCAUUAACCUCCGAAGCCAGACUCUGUUAUGUGUGCUCAGGGAGUGUGGAGCGGCUGGUGGAGUCCUGGUCAAAAUGCCACCAGGCUGCAUCCCCCAUGGCACUGCAGGAUCUGAUGGAGAAGGUGGUGGUCCUCAACAGGGGCUUGGAGCUACUCUUGGGUCCCGAUGGGGUGACCCAAGGCCCUGCCACAGCCCACAGUAUCACUCAGUAUGCCAGCCUCUUGGCAUCCCAGGGCAGCCUGGCCGCUGCCAUGAGCUACCUACCCAGUGACUGUGCUCAGGCACCAGUUUGGCAGCUGAGAGAUCGGCUUUUUCAUGCCCAGGGUUCUAGUGUCUUGGACCAACAGUCUCUCCCCUUUCCUUUCCCCUGGGUUGUUGUGGGAGCUACCCCUCACUCUAAAGAGACAUCAUCUUAUAGAUUGGGAUUUCAGCCUUCUCAGAAGGUUUCAACUCUAUCUCCAAGGCCAAGAGUUUUCACUCCUCAGUCACCACCAGUGAUGCCUUUCAUACCUCCCCAUCCUAGCCCUUAUCAGGGCUCCAAAGCCCAGAAUAUAAGUGACUCCAGGGUACCUGGGCCCCAGGCGGCCCAGCUUUUGCCUCUGGGCUCUGGGGUAAGGCCCGCUCUAUCUCAGCCGCACUUCUUAGGAGGGCAAAGAACCCAAGCUCCUAACUCUAUGGGACUCCCUGGAAUGUGGCCUCUUCCUGGUCCCCCUCCACCCAUGGCAUCCCCAGACAUCAUGCAGCCUGGCUCUACUUCCCUGCCUGAGACUUCUCGGCUGUUCCCUCUGCUUCCUGUGAGACCACCAGGUCCCAGCCCUAUGAGCUCCCAGCCCCCACCCCCUCCUGUGAGCUCCCUUGUGGCAUACCCUCCAGGAGGGCUAGGUGCUCCGUACUCUAGUGCCCUCCCAACUACUGGCAUCUUGACUUCUUACCCAGGGACUCAAAAUUCCUGGAAAGAUGUGCCAGCUCCCAGGGGGAACCUCCAGAGGAAAAAGCUGCCGGAAACAUUUAUGCCCCCAGCACCAAUUACUGCUCCAGUUAUGAGCCUCACCCCUGAGCCACGAUGGGGCCUUUCCUCACAGCCUCCUGUUCCCGUUGUGGGUCAUGCUCCCCCUGCAGGAGAGCUCAGCCUGCAGCUUCAGCACCUACCACCUGAGAAGAUGGAAAGGAAAGAGCUGCCUCCAGAGCAUCAAUCCUUGAAGACCAGUUUUGAGGCACUUCUACAACGCUGCUACCUGUCUGCCACGGACUCAAAGACAAAACGGAAGCUGAGUGAGGCAGCCCAACGUCUAGAAUGUUUGUAUGAGAAGCUCUGGGAGGGGACUCUCUCACGUCAGGUUCUGGCUGGGCUCCACGAGGUGGCUCGGUGUGUGGAUACAGGAAGCUUUGAGCAGGGCCUUGUAGUGCAUGCCCAGGUGGUGGGCUGCAGCAGCUUCAGCGAGGUAUCCAGCUUCAUGCCUACCCUGAAGGCUGUCCUCACCAUUGCUCAGAAACUGCAGAUCUAAGCCAGACAACCUCUUUUGCCAGGAGGCCACUUCUGCUGUUAUUUAACUCCUUCGCUAAGAAAAGGGGAAUUUUGGAACAGAUUCUUUUCGCUUUUCCCAACCCUCUUCCCUUGCUGCCAGAUACGUGAUCCUAUAGACUUGACUGCAAACCAGCUGAGGGCCUGCCUUAGUCCCCUUUAUGCCUGGCCUUCUAAGAUCUGUGCAAGCCUCCCUCAGCUCCAGAGGCAGAGUCUAGGGCUAGUUCUUUGCUUUCUCUGGUACCACAUUCUGACAGAACCUAGGGCAGAAUAUCUUCUUCCCCAGGGAUAUUCUGUUUAAGUGGCUUCUGAGAGGGUGAACAGGAUUGUUACCUCCAAGUCUACCUCUGCUGUACCCAUCUUGUGGGUUUUUUUCUUUUUACCCUUCUGUGGUUAUGAGCCUGAUCUUACCCUCUCCCUACUUCUGACUUCCUAUUUCUAGGUCCAUAGUUCUCUGUAGCCCCGUAGAGUUGAUUUAUUUGAACAAGUCAUGGACAUGAGGAACAUGAAGUCAUGCUGAGCAGAACUGAGAGAGGGAACUUUUUUUCAAUGGUACUGCUCCUCUGCCAGCAUUAUUAAGGGUGGGCUAGGUCAGGUAGAAACCCUGGUGGCAUAGUGGUUAAGAGCUACAGCUACUAACCAAAAGGUCAGUAGUUCGAAUCUACCAGGUGCUCCUUGGAAACCCUAUGGGGCAGUUCUACUCUGUCUUAUAGGGUCGCUAUGAGUCGGAAUCAACUCGACAGCAAUGGGUUUGGGUUUUUUUGGUAGGUCAGGUGGAAGGUAUAAUGUGUAAGGGGUAUAUGUCUUUUGCUGGGAGCUGCCUGAGGCUAUGAGAUAGGAGCAGAGGGACCACAGCCUAUGAGGAACGGCCCUUGAUUCCAUCUGUGAAUGGGCCCUGGCCCAAGGCCCUAGACCAUUCUGUGAUUAUAAGCCUGAUUCUGGAAAAGGAGCCAUAUUAACAAAAGACUCUUCCAACACCACUCUUCAAGGAUUGGGGCCCCUUCUCUCCCUCAGCCACCAUAUAUUUCAGGGCUACCUUCUCUGGGUGCAUGUUCGUGGUUGGACUCUGCAUUUGGUGCACUGAUGUACUAAUGGUGUAAUAAAGCUGCUUUGAUUGGGUUUCCUCAGUCGUCUCCCAGUCGUCUCCUUCAGGUUCUAUUUUACCAUUAAUUUUCUUUCUAGUCUUCUUUGUUCUUGUUCUCUGUACCCUCAUAAUUCAGGGGAGAGGCUUGGGGAGAGAUAGGGAGUCAAGAGAGAUGAAGAAAGGAGAUGUCCAGUCCAAGUGAAUUAAGCCACAAGUCUCUCUUCCUGCAGCAUUUGCGGCCACUCUGCUGUAUAUAAAUAUGUGCGUGUGUGCGUGUGUGUGUGUGUGUGUGUGUGUGUGCGUGCGUGUGUGCGUCCAUGCCUGGCAUUCAGCUCCAGGGUUUUCCCCAUACCACUUCAGGACUGAGCUCAGCUGCACAAAGGGGCUGGGUGUGAAGCCAGGGGUACUAGCCCUAAUCCUGUUGUAGAUCCCAUCAUGUCUGCAGGCUAGAUGUGUAUGUUUGGGAGGGAGGGAUUGUUAGGCAGUAUUUGUUUGUAAAGCCACUUGCUCUUCAGAUAAUACUUGCACUAACUUCUAUUGAAGAAGCAGUGUGAGCCCCAGCAAAGUCCUUUCCCAAAGUGUCUUUGAAGCCAAGAACCCAUUGAAGGGAAGAAAGGCCGGGAGAGGGGAUUAGUUUGUUCAGCAGCUGUGAAUUUCAGUGGGAGGUUGAUGAACUCCGAAGUCUUUGUUUAAAUUAAAGGGGGGGAGAAAAAAGCCGCUGUUGGAGCGAGAGCCCCACUUGGGGCCCUGAACUAACACAAGGAGAAGUCUGAGCUGCAGGGAGCUGUGUACUGACUGCGGAGACUUUUCCCAAACACUUUCGGAAAAGGUGUUGUGAGAAGACAAGGGGGCGGAGUGAGGGAUUAGCAUGUGAAAUGAAGUUUUCAUUGACUCCAGUGGGGGUAGAAGGUUAUUUUAAUGGCAUUUUGUUCCCUUAUUUUCGCUUCUUGAGCUCUUUAGAGAUAUUGUUUUGCUAAGGCAGGCUUUCUUCCCCUUCUUUCCAGUCUGAGGAUUGCCUCUAUGGGAGCCAACAUAAAUAUUUCUCCUCCAGGAAUGCGGGUUAAUUAAAAGGAAAUGAAUGAGUGGAAGCAUCCAAUCCAGACCCACAAUAGGCGAGUGCCCUGGCCUGCCCUCCCCUCCCACCACCACCAGCACCACCAGCGCUGAGGACGACCCUGUCUCUGUCUUUGCCCUAACCUGCUGCUAAGGCCAGUUGAGGCUGGGAUUCUUUUCAAGAAAAGAAAGCCCUGCCUGUGUGUAAGCUCACAGGCCAGGGACAGGAAGGAGACAGUGUUUUGCCCACCCCAACCAGUGUCCUUGUCACUUCUUAGGACCUCCCUCUGCCUCUGUCCUUAAGUUGAGACAGAUGGGCUCCUGAAAAGCAUACAAGAGGAGGGAAGGGGCCUGGGUUCCAGUACUCACCCCACAGUAACUUACUAGUUGAUGGAACAAGUGAGUUAUCUUUCUUAGCAUCAGUUUUAAUCUGUGAAACUAAAGGUUUGACCUAGCUGUCCUCCCAGACAACAGUUCUGGAGUUGUCCGCGUUUGUAAAGGGGAACGCUGAGCCCCAGCGACUGAGUAUAGACCACAGCCUAGUCUUCGUGAACACAAGGACUGUGCCUGCGUGUUGUUCACCACUCUAUUUCCACUCUGGUAUUUGUUGAAUGAACACAUGAAUAAAUAGAUAAUGCAAGAGGGGAAAAAAUACAAUACAGAUCUAAGGUAGCUGAGUAAUGUUUUCUUUAUAGAACGCAAAUGAAUCUGGCAUCAAUCGUAUCUAUUUUGGGAUGCAAAACAAUAACCUAUUAAAGAACUUUCUGGCAACGUGACAUCUUUAGAAUCCUGGCCUGCAGUUAUCAAAAUGAAGCACAAUAGUUCCCAUACUUUUAUGCUGAGAGGUCUGGAGAACGCAGCUUUGCUUUACAACACUGGGCUUUUAUAUUUUCUAGCUGCCUUGCCAGACUUUCUUCCUGUACACUAUCAAGUAAUUCUGUCAAGUGGGACAGCUAGGUUAGUACAUACUGCUGCUUGAUUAGAUGAGAAGGGCGAGUUGGGGAAUUUAGGAGGCCCGGAUAAAAGCUGAGGGAAGGAGCAAAGGAGCUUUUGCUGAUAGAGCUGGCAAUGAAGCAUUAGGAGACCUUGAAGGGAAGUGUGUCCCUUGUAAGGAAGUAUGGGGAACCUCUCUCCUCAGUAAGUGUUCGUAGGAUCAGAAGAUAGGAAGGGGUGGGACCAGAGGUUUGGAGUCUGACCUGGCUGUUGUCUAAGUUUGGGAUAUGGGAGCCCCUCCACUCUUACAAGCUGGCCCUUAGAGCCUCAGCCCUUGGUUCCAACUUGGAGCCACUCCUUCUCUGCACCUGCCCCUACUCUGGAUAAAGUGAGGUGGGACUGUCUGCAUCUGACCAGUUCUACUCCAGAAGAGCUGCCUGGUCUCCAGACCCAGGACUGACAUAGAGGAAGGGAGCUGGCUGGCAAGCUCCUUGGGCUGUGGAGGCUCUGUCAGAGAUUGGCUCUUCCUUCCCCAGAGUCCUAUUUCAUAAAUCUCUGCUGUACUGCUUUUCUCUAAGAGUAGAAUCAGAAGACUCAAGCACCACAAGCAGCAAGCUCUUGGGUACUGAGUACAUGUGUUAGUGGAAGAUUUACUAAUUGUUGGUGGCAGAUUCAGCCUCAUGAAAGUCAGGAUAACUACUUAGAGCAUCAGAGAAGUAAGGCUGUAUGGAGGGUGUUAUCCUUGUAAGGUGGAAGGGAGGAGAGGGCUAAAGGCCCAGACCCCAGUAUCCCAGUACCUGGGAAAGCAGGCACACAUCACAGUGACUGCAGUAAAUUAAAGUUCAAGGUGCUGAACUUCCUUUUAGCAACAGUUUCAUUGCAGAAAGUUUACGUCUUGGAGGAAGGUAUCCAGUGCCCUGACUCCUAUCUGUUUGAGAAUGAGGUUAGUAAAAAGGAAGGGUCCCAGUUUUGCCUGCCUUAUGACCCUCCUUUGAAGUGCAGACCAGGGUCUGAAUGGGAAAUUGGCUUUAUUUAGCUCAGCCAUGGCUCAGAGGAACAAGGAACCUUUAGGGGAGAAGUAAAUUUGGUUGCUAAUGUCUAGGAACUCCAUAAAAGCCGAUUGCCAGUCACUUUUUGCUCUUUAAAGUUGCCAUCUCUCUAAUGGUAACUUUAAAGAGCAAAAAAUGACUGGCAAUAAGCUUUUAAUGGAGUUCCUAGCACAUUUUGGGUACGUGUCUGGGGUACCUUGGGUGCUUGUCUGGGAAGAUCUUUCCUCCCACUGGUAAAGUCCAUUGAAGAGUGGUCAGAGAGGGUAUUACAAGAAUGAGUGGCACCUUAGGUUUCAGCAGGUCAGCACUCUAGGGUUCCCACUUCCUCCAUUUUCAACCCCUGCUGCUAGGAUCCAACCCCCGAAGACAUGCUUUUUGCUGGGUCAGUAGGCUCUUCAGGGAAAAAAGGAGAAGGGGAGAGAGAGCAUUCAAAAUUCCUGGAGAGUCUGCCAACUGCAGGAAAUCAGAAGCUCAAGAGGGGCUCUGCAGAAGGAAGUUGCAGCUAUGGCAGGGACCCCACAAUGGAAAAGGAGGUGGGUGUUCAGUUAGAAAAUGGGCAAAAGAGAAAAGCUGUACUUGGUCCCUGCAUAUCUAUGAAGGCUCUUCCAAUUCUAAGGCUUGACAGGCCAGUUUAGGUGUUAAGGCAGCUAGGAAGGGGGGAAGGAACGCCUAUCUCAUCUAGUCCAAGGAAGAUUAAUAGCUCAAAAUCUUAGGAGACUGCCCAGACUUAAUGUGGGCUUGGGAACAGAACUGCAAGAGGGUGCAGAGGAUAACAGGUUGGAAAGUGGUAAACUCCUGAGAGAUGGCAAAGCAGAGCCUCUCCCUCUAAGGCUCCCUGGGCUUGGGAGUGCUGGUCCCCAUUCCCUAGAUUCCUCUAAUACUGGAAUCCCUAAGAGAAGCCAAGGACAAAUGGGGAAAGAAAGGAGAGGAGACCCUUAGGAUUUUCUCCCGGGCUUGUGCGCAGUGCCCCCCCGCGGCCGGUCCGCGCGGCUACAAAAGUACUUGGUGACCCGCCGAC